AUGGCUGCGCUGCCAUCAGUCGCUCCAGUCUCGUCGAAUUCACCCUUGGCAACUGGCGUUGUUGCUACUGCGUUUGAUAGACGAGGGUCGAGACAGUCUCGAGUUGCUCGACGGAGUGGAACUGCUCCUAGUCCCACAACCGGAACACCGACAACGUGGACUGCGAGCAACGAGAAAACGUCAUCAACGGAGAAUGAGAGCGACAACAAGGUGCAGCGAUCGACGUCAUCAGCUUCUCAAUCAAGAUCGAGUAAAUGGAGUGCACUACGUCGCGAGAUUCUGCCCAGUCCAGCGCUCAUGACGGUCAGUGCGAAGGUUCAGAACAUUAUCGACAUGCUGAAGAAGCCCCCAGAGGACCGCUCAGAUAAUGAUAUCCUUUCUUCCCCAUGUUACUGCUCUGACUACAUUCUGUAUCAAUGGCUUAUGAGCCAGGAGAAACUAAGUUCGCUCUUCACGACAAUGUCUGAAGUGUCUGCUAAGAAGUUAUGCAAGGAGAUGGAGUUUCUGCAUCUUAAUAGUGGCGAAGUCGUCGUCAAGCAGGGCGAGAAGGGCAGUACAUGCUUCAUUCUCAUGAGUGGCCUCGUGGCGGUGUACGUGCGCAGUCCAGAAGAGCAGAUUAGGCAUCAGCGGCUUAUGCGCUCAAACUCUGUGUCCUCUAGCUUGCGUCGGCUUUCAGCAGGAACGGGCAUUAACUAUGGGGCCAAGGUGGUAACACUGACGCCUGGUGCAACGUUCGGGGAGCUCUGCCUCAUUGAGCCAGACUCCAAGCGUAGUGCUACAGUCGUGGUUGAUCAACAGGCCCAAAUGGCCAACUUCAUCGUACUCACAGCUGCAUCCUAUCUGCGUAUGACGCGCAGCCAAACAAUUGAGGGAACUAUCACCGACAACAUCGCCUUCUUACAGCAUUUGCUUAUUUUCAAGAACUGGAGCAAGAUGCAGCUCAUGCAUAUUGUGAAUUCGAUGAAGCUUGUCAAUGUAUCAGCCGGACAAUACUUGACGCGCAAGGGCGCCGAGGCGGAUUCCUUCUUUGUCAUUUUGCGUGGAGAAGCUAUAGAGAGUGUCAACCUUACAGUAAGCGAAACUUCCGAGAUGAGUAUGGGAGAAGUGCGUGGUGUACAGCGAAGUAUCACAGUCGAGCUCACUUUUCUGGGUAAAUUUGACGUGGCCGGUGAAUAUAUCGCGUCUGAGAAGAAAAUGGCCAUGUGCCCUGUGGAUAUUCGCGCUGCCACUGACGUAGACUGCCUUGUACUCACAAAGAAAAUGUUCAUGCUACAUUUCGGUGGUAAAGAGUUAAAGCCUCACGUAGUACCAACACGGAGGCGCCUAGGCAAGAUUGCUGAAGCUCGAGAAGCUUGGCGCGAGACUCGAAUUUUACAGGCAUUGCAAUACCCUUCCCUGCGUGUCCCGAUUACUCGCAAACUUAUGCGUCUAAGUGGAAAUUGCUGCUUGAUCUGUGGGCGACGCACGCAUGUUGCGGGCGAUCCCUUGUGCAUGGAGCUACCAUCAUACUACAUGCUUGACGAGAAGCAGAAAAAGCGCGAGCAGAAGGAAAGAGGUCGCACAGCGAGUAAACACCGCAUCAGUGUAGUUUCUCCGCCUUCUUCCGGUGUGGAUAGUUCAAGCCCAGCUAGGAAGCCGUCAAUGAUGUCGAGUCCAAUUCGAAUAGAUCUACCGUCGCUGCGUGAGCAUGAUCACGAGGAUCAUCACGAGCUCCAAAGUCCAACACGCCUUGGUGUGCAACUUGUGAGUCGGCAAUGGCAAGAAGCCGAAAAGAACCGAGUUGUCCGCUUGCCACAGCGACCAAUGACAACGCCUUCAGGAAAGCGGGCAUCACCGCUAGCAGUGACUUCAAUCACACGUUCGUCUCACAUUACUCGUCGUCAGGAGGAAGAAGAACAACAACGCCUGCUAAAAGCCCGCCCUCUUAAAACCCGCAAUAUCCAGGAAGAACUUCAGCACAUUCGAGAUACUUGGCCGAACUGCUGGAAUUACGACGAUGAAAUGCAGACACGACCACGACCGCGGUCUCCGCUGACGUCACCAAGGCCUCCUAGACUUGGCCAACAAAGCGGAAGCCUGUCAGCUCGGACAUGA
This is a messenger RNA of Phytophthora nicotianae INRA-310, 2094 nucleotides long. RefSeq lists its product as hypothetical. Lineage: Eukaryota; Oomycota; Peronosporomycetes; Peronosporales; Peronosporaceae. The record is from RefSeq and is a predicted model, not a curated record. The coding region runs from base 1 to 2094 and encodes 697 amino acids. The transcript is spliced from 11 exons.